Messenger RNA from Symsagittifera roscoffensis, 1465 nucleotides. Its product is annotated as twinfilin-1-like. The transcript has 3 exons. The record is from RefSeq and is a predicted model, not a curated record. Lineage: Eukaryota; Metazoa; Xenacoelomorpha; Acoela; Convolutidae. The coding region runs from base 39 to 1061 and encodes 340 amino acids. Gene Ontology annotation, molecular function: actin filament binding; actin monomer binding. Gene Ontology annotation, biological process: barbed-end actin filament capping; actin filament depolymerization. Gene Ontology annotation, cellular component: cytoplasm; actin filament.
GUUUUUUAGAGAUAUAGUUUUUGAACUAAUUCAGUGAGAUGUCACAUGAAACAGGCAUAGCUCCCGAUGAAAAGUUGAAAGAAGAAAUAGCGAGGUGUAAAACUUCUGGAGACGUUCGAGUCCUGAAAAUUGUUAUCAAGAAUGAAAAAAUGCUGUAUGAGAUGACAUCAAAUGUUGAGUCGGAUUUCAAAGAAGACUUCAAGACGUUGAUUCAAAUUGUUGACAAUGACUCACCCUGCUAUUUACUUCUACGUACCGACAUAUCAAACAAUUAUGGCUUCGAAUGGGUUCUCAUGACUUAUGUACCAGUGAGUUCUAAAACGCGAGAAAAAAUGUUGUAUUCAAGUACGAAGCCGGCAAUCAAGCGAGAGUUUGGUGGGAAUCAAUUGAAGACAGAAUACUUUGCCACAGAGAAGUCGGAUCUAACUUAUGAAAGUUACAUGCGAAGCCAGGAUAGAAGUGACAGACCUUUUACAGAACAAGAGAUAGAGCUUGAAAAAGUUAGAGAAGCUGAGAGACAAGCGAUGAGGGGAUUGGGAGAUAAAGUGAAGCUGUCAUCAAACAUAUCAUUUCCGCCAACUGAAGCCGCUAUUGAUGCCAUUACCAACUUCAAAAACGAAACAGCCAAUUUCGCCCAAUUUGUCAUCAAUGGGAAAGAAGAAAUAAUCGACUGCAUUUUGUCGGAGAGAAACGUCUCCAUGGAUGGAAUUGACGGACUUGUACCGCGUGACAGGGCAACUUAUAAUCUCUAUCGAGUGCCAGUGAGUGCCGCAGACGGAUUCAUCAAGGACCACCCUGUUAUUUUCAUUCAUGGGAUAUCUAAUGCUGGAACAGUGAAAGAGAAGAUGCUCUUUUCCAGCUGCAAAAGCACAUUCCUCCAAAUGUUGUCCAGUGACUCGGUCGGAAUAUCGAUCGACCGUAAAGUAGAAGUAGACAUAAAUGAUGACCAGAUCACAGAGCAAUUUCUACUCUCUGAAGUAAAAAUGAAGGAGCAGGCUGUCAAGAAGACUUUCGAGAAGCCAAAAGCGCCAGGGAGGCAGCGGGCAAAUCCAAAAGCUUAAUUUAUAUUUCAAAUAAAGUGAUAAAAUAAUAGUUGGUACAAACCGAUUAAAUUAGUAAAUGAUAUCUUGUCCCACCUAAGACAAAUUAUGACAUAAAGAAUUAUCAAAUUAAUUUACACCAUUAGUACUCAAUUUGUCAUGAUAAUUUUUUCAAUUUCUGCAAACUGUUUUCAUAUUGAUUCUAAUUCUCCUGCAUAAACCCAAUCCAAAAUUGGAUUUUUUACGUAGCUGUUAAUGUUGAAUUUCUAUAAUUAUUCGAAUGUCAUCUGUGCCAACUAUUUUUUUUAUCAGCAACAGAUGAAUGUAAACUGCUUCACCUUUCAUUGCCUUGUCAGACAAAUGAAACAAUAGAAGAACUGCUUGUGAUUUUCACAACAAAAAUUAAGCAUUGGUAGUUUUUCGAA